This is a messenger RNA of Gadus morhua (Atlantic cod), 1715 nucleotides long. RefSeq names its product chromobox homolog 3b (gene cbx3b). The coding region runs from base 240 to 818 and encodes 192 amino acids. Lineage: Eukaryota; Metazoa; Chordata; Actinopteri; Gadiformes; Gadidae. The transcript is spliced from 5 exons. The record is from RefSeq and is a predicted model, not a curated record. Gene Ontology annotation, cellular component: nucleus.
UGAACCAACCCAGGAUGUUGAGGGUAGGGCCGUGGCAGAGCCAGCCGUACUCCUAAGUGCUGCGGGUCUCUGCUGCUCGGGGCUCCGCGGAGCGACACACCGGCAGAGCAACCAAACGGCGGAUCCUUCCUUGAUAUGGAUUGGUCAGCGAUGCGUCUGUUGUUUCCUCCCGGUGUUGCUGGCAUGACCUUUUCCCUUGGCAACCACUUCCUCCCAUCUCCGUCUACGGCCAUCUUUAAAUGAUGAGGAAGAAGCAGACCGUCAGACAGAGGAAGCCCGAGGAGACUACGAUGGUCCAGGAAUUUCUAGUUGAAAAAAUAAUUCGUCGCCGAGUCUUCAACGGAAGGGUGGAAUAUUUCCUCAAGUGGAAAGGCUUUACAGAUGCUGACAAUACUUGGGAACCACAGGAUAAUCUGGACUGUCCUGAACUCAUUGAUGAGUUUCUCAGAAACAUGCGCCUUUCUGACAACGAAGAAGAACAACCUCAAGAAUUCAUACUCAAUGAGGAAUUGUCAGAGCAGGAGGCAGAAAUUUGCUCGCAGUACAGGGAGCAGAGUGACGUUGUUCUGGACUUCCAGAAGAGGGAUGUGACAGGGGCUGGCCUGGACCUGGACCCAGACCUGGAGCUGGACCUGAACCGGGAGCCCGAGUGCAUCAUCGGCUCCACAGACCAACACGGAGAACUCAUGUUCCUGGUCAAAUGGAAAACCUCUGUGUCUCUGCUGGCGGCGCGCGAAGCCAGCGCCAGGUGUCCUCAGGCCGUGGUGGACUUCUACCAACGGAGGCUCAACUGGCACUCUGGAGACGAGGACCAGUAAAGUGUGUGUGUGUGUGUGUGUGUGAGACAAAAAAACCUAGUAGAGGUGGGUAUAAAGUAUCCCAAGGUGCUCAGGAUACUUGCCUGCUCGCACCAAUUAUGGUACAAGCAGGCAUUGGCAACUUGUUUUCCUGACGUGGGUAUUGAAAGCGAAAGAUCGGCAAAGGCACUUGUCACUGCUUCUCCCAAUCAGUGCGGCUCUAAUAGGAAGAUGGAACUCUAACUGCUGUCAUAACUCUCCUUAAACAACCUCUUGUUGUAGCUAGAGCAGCUGCUUGGAGGAAGGCGUGUUAGAACAUGUGUUUUAGUCAAGGUUAGUGCGUGUGUGUUUUAUUCUUUAUACUUUACUGUCAUUGUAAAUCUCCAAUGGUUGAAGAUUUAUGGGAGAACACGUUGUUAACACCUGUUUUUAUGUUGGUUGGUUUUUGAUUAUACAUUAUUUACCAAACUAUGUUUGCACCUUGAAUAGAUCUUUGAUGUAAACCACCAAUUGUUUUAUUUUUCUAUGGAUUAUUCUGUCCAAUAUUUUCUCCGUAACGUAUGCCAUGUCAUUUACUCUUCAUGUAGGCAUCAUACCAGCCUUAGCUGUUUGUUAUGUAGUCGGAAACAUGAAGAACAACUCACAAUGUACUUAAUUGUGCACCUGAACUGGCUGACUAGAUUCUUUAAAUGUAGCACUUUAGAAGGCCUGACCAUCAGGGAACAUGGUCUUUGAGUGGUUGAACACCACCAUGUUAAAACAGCUGAAAUCCUCCUGCUGGCAGCACCUUACCUUUACCUAGAUCCAUGAAUGAUGGGACAGGACCAUGAACCUUAUGAACACACUACUGAGUUAUUGUAACCAUCGAUCAAGGUUUGGUGGAGGACAUGAAUAAAAUACACUUUUAAUGACCCUUUA